UGAGGAAGAGGAGGAUGAAGCUGGAGCGGAGGAUGGGAGGAAGAGUGGCGUGAGACACACACACACACACAGGCUGGCUGCCGAGGACCUCGCGUACAUGCGCGCGCGCGUGUAUGUGUGUUUGCGUGCGUGCGUGCGUGUGUGUGAACGCGUGAAGUGACUGGGACUUUGGAGGGACUUCAUUAGCGGACCGAGACAAAGAGACGCGUUUGUAACGUCCUGAGGCACGCUGUAACGGAAAGUUGAAACUUUUCGGCGCCGCCACAGCUCGCGCUGCCGUGCCGGUCCCGGCUUUGUCUCUACACAGCGGAGCGCGACGAUACAUGCAGGAGUGAAAAUCAACAUCCGCUUGAUUUAAAAAAAAAAAAAAAAAGAAGAAAAAAUCACGCAAGAAGGGGAAGCCGACGGUGUGCGUUCGCGGGGAGGAGAGAGAGAGAAUGGCGGCCAACAUGUACCGCGUCGGAGAUUAUGUGUACUUCGAGAACUCGUCCAGUAAUCCCUACCUGAUCCGUCGAAUAGAAGAGCUCAACAAGACGGCCAAUGGAAACGUAGAAGCCAAGGUCGUGUGUCUCUUCAGGAGGAGAGAUAUAUCAAGCAAUCUCAACACUCUGGCUGAUAGCAAUGCUAGAGACUUUGAGGAGGAGUCUAAACAGCCACCAAUCACUGAUCAACAGAAACACCAGCUUAAACACAGAGAACUCUUCCUGUCCCGGCAGUUUGAGUCUCUUCCUGCCACACACAUACGAGGGAAAUGUAACGUCACACUUCUGAAUGAAACUGAUGUUUUAACAAGCUACUUGGAGCGAGAGGACUGUUUCUUCUACUCGUUGGUGUUUGACCCGGUUCAGAAGACCCUGCUGGCUGACCAGGGAGAGAUCAGGGUGGGCUCCAAAUAUCAGGCUGAGAUACCUGACAAAUUACCAGAAGGGGACUUGGACAGUCGAGUACAAGAAAAACUGGAGACGAAGGUAUGGGAUCCAGAUAACCAGCUGAAGGACUCUCAGAUAGAUCAGUUUCUGGUGGUGGCACGGGCUGUGGGGACGUUUGCACGUGCCUUAGACUGCAGCAGCUCCAUCCGCCAGCCAAGUCUUCACAUGAGUGCAGCAGCUGCAUCCCGAGACAUAACCCUGUUCCAUGCCAUGGACACACUGCAGAAGAAUGGUUAUGACUUGGCCAAGGCCAUGUCCACACUGGUGCCGCAGGGCGGCCCUGUGCUCUGCCGCGACGAGAUGGAAGAGUGGAGCGCCUCGGAAGCCAUGUUGUUCGAGGAAGCACUGGAAAAAUAUGGAAAGGACUUCAAUGACAUUCGCCAGGACUUUUUGCCUUGGAAGUCAUUGGCCAGUGUUGUUCAAUUCUAUUACAUGUGGAAAACCACAGACCGUUACAUCCAGCAGAAAAGACUGAAGGCAGCGGAAGCUGACAGCAAACUGAAACAGGUUUACAUCCCCACCUACACCAAGCCCAACCCUAACCAGAUCAUGGCUCCUAGUAACAAACCCGGUAUGAACGGAGCUGCAGGAUAUCAAAAAGGCCUGUGCUGCGAGAGCUGCCAUACUGCUCAGUCUCCUCAGUGGUAUGCCUGGGGUCCUCCAAACAUGCAGUGUCGACUCUGUGCCUCCUGCUGGAUUUACUGGAAGAAAUAUGGUGGGCUGAAGACACCCACUCAGUUAGAGGGGGCUACAAGAGCUGGCUCGGAUGCACCCUCACGUAGUCACAUGACUCGUCAGGAAGUGCAGGGCAUGUCCCCGUUCACCAAUAGCGCCGGUCGAGCCAAGCUUUUGGCUAAAAAUCGGCAGACAUUCAUUCUGCAGACCACCAAACUAACCCGCGUCGCCCGUCGCGUGUGCCAGGACAUCCUGCAGUCACGUCGUGCCGCCCGCCGCCCUUAUGCAUCUAUCAACGCCAAUGCCGUCAAAGCAGAGUGUAUGAUAAGACUCCCCAAAGUGGCAAAAAGUGCUAUAAAGAACCGCCCUGUUCCACGAACAUCUCUUGUUAACAUAGUGAAAGAAUUGGCUGUCCAGGCUCCCCUUAAACUCAAAGCUCCUAGAGGUGCUCCCACCCCAAUCAACCGUAACCAGGCCAACCAACCUCGCAGUGCGACUGCCCUGCUUGGCAAGAGACCCUUCGAUAGUGGGGGAGGACACUCCUUCUCCACCAACGGGAGGCCAUUUAUGAGCAGCAUGAGGACGACUGCCCAGUCAGUCAUAAAGCGGCAGAGAGUUAGUCAGGCAGAUGCCCCAAAUCCUGUAGUCUUUGUGGCUACUAAAGAAACCAGGGCCCUGAGGAAACACCUUUCUCAGGCUGAGAUGAGACGAGCAGCUAGGAAACCCAACAUCCCUGUCAGAGUGAAAAUUCCUCUGCCACCACGGCCAAUUCCUGUCCCUGUUCUGCCCUCUAGCACCAGUGAGCCGAUCGUGCUGGAGGACUAAUGACAUUUCUUUUAGCCUGCCUCACCUCACAUCUCCCCAUCUUCAUGCCCUCCUUUCUUUUACCCCCCUCCCCCUUUAUUUCCACAAAAAAUGUGUGCGCUGUCUUCCCCUCUAGUUCAUCAUUUCUUUAUCUUCUAGGUAUCCUAUUAUUUUUGUUUUUGUCUGUUCAUAUCAAUUUUCUAUCGCCCUUUCUUAACUUUUCCAUGCGGUCAUUCGAUCUGUGAGCUUUAUAACGAAACGUAUACACACAGAUGAGCUAUUGCCCCACAUAAUCACACAGCAGCACACAUCAAGCUUUCAUCAUAGACUUUGUAGUGUUUUAUUCCUGUAGUACAGUUUAUUCCCCAACCCCACUCUCUCCUCCCCUAUUAUUUUUUUUUUUCCAUUUUUUUUAAAUGCCGAAUAUUUUUAACUGUGUAAUUUAAAUCUGAUAAUGCGCAACAUGAAAUGAUGGUGAUAAAGCACACUUUAUUUUUGUCCUCUAGGUCUAUCUUUAUUUGUGUAAAUAUUAACAUUUUUCAGGAGUGAUAUCUUUAAUGCUGGUGUAGUAAGGGGGUGGGGUUUUCAGGUUGGGUGGGAUGGGGGUGCGGGUGGGUCUGGCAUGUCUCUCUUAUUCGUUCUUUCUCUUUGUUUAAACAAAUUCAGUAAGUAAGUGCUCCUUUUCUUCACACUAUAGUCAAUCUAAUGGUUGGAAACCUGUAGUGUUUCUUUUAGUGGCUUUGUUCUCUUUACCCCCAAUCUGAAGUGUCCCACUUGACUAAUCCUUAAAAGAGCACCACUAGACCACAGGGUGCAGAACGGCAUCCGGGUCGGCUCUUACUCCACGUGACCUGGAUCGUUGGAAUGAAGUUCAGGACGGCUUUUAUUUAUGGCCCUGCUCUCCUCUCUCUUGUGUUUUCUUGUUCAAUAUGUGAUUUUUCUCAUUUUCUUCUGUAAUAAGAAAUCAUUUCAAACCACACAUUUGAUGUACGCUGAUGUGUGCAAACAGUGACAGGAUGCUGAUAAGCCCUUAUCAAGGUAAAAAGGUGUUAGUGUAAGCUAAUGAAGUGGUGGGAGGGAGCAGGGUGGGUGGAGGUUGGUCAAAGAAAUCCUGUGGCAGCUUCUGCCCCCACCCCCCCUCCCCUUUCUUCUUUUUCUUCUUUUUCUUACCAGUAAAUGGUCUCACAAUCAGGUUCAGCCUCUGCCUCAUUUUUGGUCUUUUAUUUCUUGUAUCUGAAAUAAACAAAGCCAUAGAGUUUUUAAUUUUCAAUUAAUGUAAUCCCCUGGCUUGCUUACAAAAUGGCCCUGCCUGUAAGGUAACGUAGUGACUAGAUAAUGUAGUUAGAAAAGUGAGAGAGAAAGGAAGUUUUGGCUAUGAUAAAAGAUUGGGUUCUUAGUAAUGGCUCUAAUAGGUUGUAGACUGCUUUGAUAUUGACUCGUCCUCAUUUAUGGUUUCAUUUGUGCUUCUUAAGGAAUGAAUGACGUUCUCAUUCAGUGGGUGAUUUGUCAUCACCCAAUGAGUUCUACACAAUAUUCCCUUGUACAUUGUUUUCUUUUCUUUUUUUCCUCUCCCCUAGUGUUGGGGGUUUUGUAAGGUUUCUUAAACUGAGCGUGCACCGCACACUAAAAUUUAAAAUAAACGUUGAUCUGUCCACCGAAA
Molecule: messenger RNA, 4068 nt
Organism: Hemibagrus wyckioides
Lineage: Eukaryota; Metazoa; Chordata; Actinopteri; Siluriformes; Bagridae
Gene: mta2
Product: metastasis associated 1 family, member 2
Exons: 18
Coding region: 438-2429 (663 amino acids)
Biological process (GO): negative regulation of transcription by RNA polymerase II
Cellular component (GO): NuRD complex; nucleoplasm
Molecular function (GO): histone deacetylase binding; transcription coactivator activity; sequence-specific DNA binding
Source: RefSeq, a predicted model, not a curated record